Messenger RNA from Penicillium canescens, 1146 nucleotides. Its product is annotated as putative ubiquinone biosynthesis monooxgenase (Coq6). The coding region runs from base 1 to 1146 and encodes 381 amino acids. The record is from RefSeq and is a predicted model, not a curated record. Gene Ontology annotation, cellular component: mitochondrion. The transcript is spliced from 2 exons. Lineage: Eukaryota; Fungi; Ascomycota; Eurotiomycetes; Eurotiales; Aspergillaceae. Gene Ontology annotation, molecular function: oxidoreductase activity. Gene Ontology annotation, biological process: ubiquinone biosynthetic process.
AUGCGCCCAAUCUCGAGAGCCAUUCUCCGGCCGUACGUUUGCCCAUCUUGCCGACACGUUAGUGCCGGCCGACGACGAUUCAGCUCUAAACUAGAUGCCCCCGAGCUCUACGAUGUCGUCUGUGUUGGCGGCGGGCCCGCCGGCCUAGGGUUACUGGCAGCACUCCGAGCAUCGCCUAUCACAUCAAAACUCAAAGUCGCCCUCGUCGAGACCCAGGACCUCCACAAAGCCCAGUCGUGGAACCUCGAACCAACUCAGUUCUCAAACCGAGUCAGCAGCUUGACUCCCUCGUCUGUGUCCUUCCUGCGCAGCAUUGGCGCCUACGACCACCUCGAUGUCACCCGCGUCCAGGACUACCAGGACAUGCAGGUGUGGGACGGCCAAACCGGAGCCCGAAUAUCGUUUGACUGGUCCAUGGAGACCUCCCCAUUCGAAGAUAUGCGCACGGUAGCAACGAUGACCGAGAACGCAAACCUAGUGCGCGCCCUCCUGCGCCGCAUCACCGAGUCUGGAGACGAGAACCUUUCCCUCUUCUCCAACUCCACCGUGGCCUCCAUCGAGAACGGCUCCGACCUCCAACCGGAAGGCCCCGACCUCUCAGCCUGGCCCGUCCUCUCCGUCAAACCAACAGACCCCGCCGCCUCAACCCCACCAAAACGCAUCGCAGCCCGUCUCCUCGUCGGUGCAGACGGCAUCAACAGCCCGGUCCGCUCCUUUGCAGACAUCCCAACCCACGGCUGGGACUACGGCCGCCACGGCAUCGUCGCAACCCUCGCCCUAGACAACCCAGCAACCCCACCGUUCCCAGCAUCCAUGCGCACAGCCUACCAACGCUUCCUCCCAGCCCUAGGCGGUCCAAUAGCCCUGCUCCCCUUACCAAACAACCACGCAACCCUCGUCUGGUCCACAACCCCAGAGCACGCAUCCUACCUCAAGUCCCUCCCAACCCCAUCCUUCCUGGCAAUGGUCAAUGCCGCCUUCCGCCUGGACAUGACCGACCUAUCCUACAUGAUGGGCAUGGAGACGCCCUCUUCCACCACCCCCUCGGACUCGUCUCACGAGGACGAACUCACCUGGCGCAUCCAGCACACCCCCUCCCGGCACACAUCCCACCCCCAGCAACAGCCGUCCAAGAAGGAACAGUAG